Molecule: messenger RNA, 1329 nt
Organism: Oryza sativa Japonica Group (Japanese rice)
Lineage: Eukaryota; Viridiplantae; Streptophyta; Magnoliopsida; Poales; Poaceae
Product: NADPH HC-toxin reductase 1
Molecular function (GO): oxidoreductase activity, acting on the CH-OH group of donors, NAD or NADP as acceptor
Source: RefSeq, a predicted model, not a curated record
UAGAAACCAAACGCAUCUGAUCUGAAGGAACAGAACGAGAAGCAGAAGCGAUGACGAGCAGCAGCAGCAGCAGGGUGUGCGUCACAGGAGCCAGCGGCUACAUCGCGACGUGCCUCAUCAAGAAGCUGCUGCAGCGAGGCUGCGUCGUGCAUGCGACCUUGAGAAAUCUCGGAGAUGAGAAGAAGACGGCGCCGUUGAGAGAGCUCCCUGGCGCGGCGGAGCGGCUGGUGCUGUUCGAGGCGGACAUGUACGACGCCGACACCUUCGAGCCGGCCAUCGCCGGCUGCGAGUUCGUCUUCCUCCUCGCCACCCCGCUGCAGCACGACCCUCGCAGUACCAAGUACAAGAACACCACUGAAGCCGCGGUGGACGCGAUGCGCAUCAUCCUGCAGCAAUGCGAGCGGUCAAAGACGGUGCGGCGCGUCAUCCACACGGCCUCCGUCACCGCCGCGUCGCCGCUCCGGGAGGACGGCGGCGAGGGGUACAAGGACUUCAUCAACGAGUCAUGCUGGACUCCUCUCGAUCACUCCCACAGCUACAACAACACCAUGGUGGAUGUACUAUCUCCGUUUCACAGUGAUUAUUCUUCAUCCAAGACGCUCACAGAGAAGCUGCUGCUAAGGUACAACGAGUCCGAGAGCAGGGCGUUCGAGGUGGUCACCCUGGCGUGCGCGCUCGUCGGCGGCGACGCCGACACCACCCAGCUCUACCACUCGCUCAGCGUGCCGGUGAUCGUGUCGCCGCUCACCGGCGACGAGUCAUGCCACAACACCCUCAAGUUCUUGCAGGCCCUGAUAGGUUCGGUGCCACUGGCACACAUCGAGGACAUCUGCGAGGCGCAUAUCUUCUGCGCGGAGCAGCCGUCCAUCGCCGGCCGCUUCCUCUGCGCCGUUGGGUACCCCAAUAUGCAGGAUUACGUCGAUCACUUCGUCACCAAAUACCCAGAGAUCACGAUAAAACUCAAAGAGGUGGUAGGCAAGGACGUGAGGGUGCAAGCGGAUACAAAUAAGCUUGUGGAUUUAGGUUUCAAGUACAAGUAUGGGGUGGAGGAGACGUUGAUCUGCAGCGUCGAAUGCGCCAAGAGGUUGGGAUUGCUCUGAUACGGAUGAACUGCGCACCGACCUACUACUAUAAUCACUAAAUACCCAUGCUUACAAAAUAUAUAUACCAUAGUACGUUUUAAUGAGGAAAAAUAAAUAAAAUAUAGUUUUGCCUCAGCUGUGUUAUUUCCUGCUUUGCUGGAAGGAUUGCUCACUUUGAUCAUGUGUAUACGUGACAACACAUUUAUAUUUGAUAUAUAUCAUAGAACAAUAAAAGCUAUGGUGGGAA